AUGGCAUCAGCGUCUUUGCAGGCGGUUGAAGCAAUAGGCCAAGAACUAGCUCUUGUGUAUAGCUCGCCUGACCUCGACAUUACGAUCACGAAUGGAGUGAUACUCUCCCUGUUCUGUAUGGGUUCCUCUUUCUGCUGGGCCGAUCCACAACGCUUGGGAACACAAUUUCUUUGCGAAGUAAGGAGGCUUCUGGGCCAUUUACAAGAUAGAUAUGAUGCGCUCACAACAAGCACACCAAGACUCUUCGACUUCUUUCGUGGUUGCCUGAAGUAUGAAGAAAUGCUUCAUCAUGUUGCAGGGGACAAAAAGGCACAGUCUUCACCUCCUCCCGUGUCAUUUAAUGUUCUGGAGCCCAUUUCAACAAGCCCACACCCUUGGACGGGGGUAUCUCCUGAAAUACUUUCACUCUUUGGAGAAUCCAUUUCCUUGUGCCGAAAAGAAUGCGCGAGACGACAACAGCCCAAUAGCAUGACACAGAAAAGUUUACAAAAAGCACUGCACGCCAUCAACGAGGCAAAAAUGCUGGAGGAAACGCUGCUAGCAAUUGCGCCACUUUCGUUGCAGCCCAAAUUCGAUGAAUUUGUCAGUCUGGAGAGAUGGCUACACCUACGCGACACUACCGAGGCGUAUCGCCUUUCAUCACUCCUUCAACUAUACCAAACUUUUCCAGACUUGAUUGCAUGGCGGAUGCCGUCACAAGUCGGGCCUGACGGUAUCGUUCCACACAAUCUUUGGCUUUCCCCUCUUGCGCUUCACCUCUUGAACCUACUUCGCAGAAUACCACCAACAUCUGACCUGCGCUGCAUUCAACCAUUAUUGUACUUGUCUGCAGGAAGCUGCUUGCGGAAUGACGUCGUCGCUACACCAUCUUUCAGCAUUGAUGAGCCGCUCGACGAGACAUCCAGUAUUCUCCCAGACUUUAUGACAGAGCACACGUCGUCAGAAUUUGUCGGUCAGUCGACCGAGGUACCUAGUAUAACAUUGGAAGCACUGAACAUUGGAAGCGCGAGGAAAUUGGUGGUGGACAGACUGUGCCAGCUCGAACAAGUUCUCCCUGCAAAACCCAUAGGUGUGGCAAAGAGCCUGAUGGCAGUCACCUGGGAAACGUAUGACAAUGAAAUUCUUGAAGCCAAGAAGACUCACUGGCUUGAUAUCAUGGCUUCUACCGGGCUUCAAACACUCUUUGGCUAA
Messenger RNA from Pestalotiopsis fici W106-1, 1191 nucleotides. RefSeq lists its product as uncharacterized. Gene Ontology annotation, cellular component: nucleus. The record is from RefSeq and is a predicted model, not a curated record. Gene Ontology annotation, biological process: positive regulation of transcription by RNA polymerase II. Bases 1 to 1191 code for a protein of 396 amino acids. Gene Ontology annotation, molecular function: DNA-binding transcription factor activity; transcription cis-regulatory region binding. NCBI's taxonomy places the organism in Eukaryota, Fungi, Ascomycota, Sordariomycetes, Amphisphaeriales, Sporocadaceae. The transcript has a single exon.